UUUCAACCUAAACUGUUAAUAAGUACUUGUACAUAACUACAUUGUCUACCUGAUUUUAAGAGAAAAUUGCUCCUAUACAACUAAAAUCAUAUGUACUUUGUAUUUCUUAGUAGAAUGACUGAAUGACAUACUGCAUGUAUGCAUAUUAUGCAUCAUUUUAUAUUUUCAUUUCGUUCCACAUGUGUCUGGUCAUAUUUUGAGAAUUAACAUCUAUUCAAAAUCUUAUGUGCCUAGCGGGUUUCGAACUCGAGACCUCCCACUAGACACUUCUCCGUAAAUAAACCUGCUUCAUUUGAUAAAUUUGUUACAUGUACCAUGUCAUGUUCUUCAGUUCUUGUCCACGAUCUUUAUUUUUUUUAUUAUAUACAAGUAACUCUUAAUAAUUUUCUUUUCAUUUAUGUUCCCUUUUUUCCUUCGUGGUUUAUAUAUUAGAGUUGCAGUUUUAUCAUUGUUUUAAUUUUGGAUCUAAAAAAUACGAUUUGAUUCUCAUGAGAUAAAGGCUUUGAAGAUAUAUAUACUGCUAAUUAAUCCAUGCACGUUACAGAGGACAUAAAAUCAAGAACAAAAAUAUAACGACCAUAUAUAGCAUGCACGUAGUACUCGUACUAUAUUUAAGUGCAAAGAUCUUCUGAUCUCAAUAAUGUAUUAGUAUUAAAUUUUAUAGUGAAGAUUAAUUACCAUAACAACUCCUUAGUCAUUAUUAUGCAUGCGAGGGAUUCCAUUAUAUAUUAACAAAUUCCCUAAACUUCUUCAUACCAUUUUCCAUUUCCCAUAAUCUAAAAUUAAAAGAAAAGUUUGUGAAAGUUUAAAAGUUAGAAAGAUAGAGAGAUCUUUACACGACCAAAAUUCAAAACCAUGAGAGCCUCUUCCGAGCAAAACAUAGCUAGCCGCCAUGACCACCCCCUACGAGUGUUGAUGUUUCCAUGGCUUGGCUAUGGCCAUAUCUCCCCAUUCUUGGAAUUGGCUAAGAAGCUUAGCUUUAGAGGCUUUAAGGUUUUCAUAUGUUCCACCCCUGCAACCCUAGAACCCGUUAAGAAGAAACUUUUCAACGAAAAUGACAACGACAAUGACGAUGACUACGUUUUCGUCUCAUACGAUGUGAGUUUCUUGGACCUUACGCUUCCUUCUUCCCCCGACCUUCCUCCCCAAUACCACACCACAAAUGGCCUCCCUCCUCACCUCAUGCCCCUUCUCAAGGAGGCAUUUGACGCUUCCCGCCCCGCCUUCGCUCAACUACUCCGUGACAUCGAACCCGACCUCCUCAUCUACGACUUCCUCCAGCCGUGGGCACCGCUAGAGGCGGCGGGACUCAACAUCCCCGCCGUGGAGUUCAUCAGCAGUAGCUCCUCCAUGACUUCCUACAUGGUCCAACAGUUCAAACAGCCAGGUGUUGAGUAUCCCUUCCCUUUGAUCCGUUAUCGAGACUAUGAACUCGCUCUGAUAGCCAAAGAAAAUGCCUCGACCCCACCCGAAAGGCGGGAGAGGGACAAAAGGCGCGUGAGAGAGUGCUUCGCACGCUCUUGCGGUCUUGUUCUGAUCAAGACCUUCGAUGAGAUCGAAGGGAAGUAUAGUGAUUUCAUCACUACUUUGACCGGGAAGAAAAUCGUCCCGGUCGGACCCUUGGUCCAAGAACCUAGUAGAGAAGAUGGGAAAUCCGAAGUGAUUCAAUGGCUGAACGGAAAGGAAGAAAAGUCAACUGUAUUUGUUUCUUUCGGAAGUGAGUACUUCUUGACCAUAGAAGAUUUGACCGAGAUUGCCCAUGGGUUGGACCUUGUCAGUACCUACGUUAACUUCGUGUGGGUUUUAAGGUUUCCUAAGGGAGAAGACCAUGGCGAUCUCAAAGAAGUCUUACCCGAGGGGUUUUUCGAGAGGGUUGGGGAGAGGGGUUUGGUGGUCAAGGGGUGGGCCCCACAGGCAAAGAUCUUGGAGCAUCCGAGCGUCGGAGGGUUCGUCAGCCACUGCGGUUGGAGCUCCGUCAUGGAGGGCAUGAAAUACGGCGUGCCGAUAAUCGCCAUGCCCAUGCAUAUUGACCAGCCGGUGAACGCCAAGCUGGCAGCGGAGGUGGGGGUGGCGGCCGAAGUUAUUCGGGACGGUGAGGGGAAGCAUCACCGGGAGAAAAUAGCAGCCGUGAUUAAAGCGGUCUUAAGGGAGGAGGGCGGCAAAGCCGUGAGGGCAAAGGCGGCGGCAAUGCGUGAAAUGCUGGCGGAGAAAGGGGAUGAGGAGAUCGAUAGGGUGGCUGAAGAGUUGAAGAAUCUUUGUGCCAAGGAAGAACAUGAUUUUACUCCCUUCUUCUAGUUGACUUUUUCUUCUUUUCUUGAUUUAGUAAGUUCGAAAUAUAUUUAUAUAAUAUAGAGCAUAUAUACUUCGUACUAAAAUUAUUUAAAAUGUUAAGUACGGAGUAUUUGGUUGCUACAAGUACAUUUUAAUUUAGCCGCUCACUGCUGCGUUUGCCUUUUUUAAAAGCACGCAGACAAUGUGUAGUAGGCAACGUUUAAUUUUCCACAUCGUUUCUUCGGAAUUUGUUUUAGAAAUGAUAUGAUUUAGAUGAACGUUUAUAUUGUAAUUUAAUUUCUCGC
This is a messenger RNA of Cuscuta europaea, 2576 nucleotides long. Lineage: Eukaryota; Viridiplantae; Streptophyta; Magnoliopsida; Solanales; Convolvulaceae. The record is from the annotation of a GenBank genome assembly.